UUACUCAUAGACUGUAUACUUUUUACUUUUUACUCUGCGUGUUUUCGCCCAUUGCGCGCGCGACUUCUGACUCUGAAGUUAUGUAUUGUCCGCGUUGUGGGAAGACAUUUCAGUCACUUCAACAUUUUUGCAGUUCUUGUGGACAGUCAUUGGCUGCAUUAGAAGAAACUAAACAUGAACCGGACUUCAGUGGCCCGAUUCCAGCUGCUGCCCCAAAAAUGCCAUCCCUGAAAACUUUCCUCGAGUACAGAAGUAAGAAGUCAGACGAAAGGCUUAAUUUCUCUUGCCAGAAGAGAAAAGUGAAGAAGAAAGAACAGACAAGUAAAGUACAGAUAAAUAUUGGAAUCAUGUCUCUUCAAAAGAACAUCAUGAAACCUGUCAGAGGGAAAACUCUUCCACUGAUUCUGGAUCCUGACACUGACGCAGCUGGGUUGCAUGGAUUGGCAGUCAAGAAGAUGACUGACUUUAAUUCGGAUAUGGAUGAGGGCCCCUAUGUCCUCAUUUACCCAGACACAUCAGAAGUAAUUAAUAUUCCUGGUACUUCAACGCCAUUUAAUCUGAGAGAGUAUAAAAUGGAAAUAGGGAAGACCUACAACCGAAUUGCUCUCUUUAUAUGUCUUGAAUCUGAUUAUGACAAAGGUGAACAACAAGAUGCAUCAGACUCUGAUCGGGAAGUCUUCGUGAGACGCAACAGAGGGACUGAGGUUGACCUUGCUGACACACUGCCCUGGGAACCUGAGCAUGAAAGUACUCCAAAAAGCACUGCAGAGAAAACAAGGGCAUCAUAUCAGAGUGAAAAGGAAGAGAUACUCAUUUCGGACACUGAUGACCCCAAUGAGGGCACUUCUCAAAGUUGGAGGAACACUGCUACAAGUGUUCCAGAUACCCCUUCCAACAUGACUGCUGUGAGGUCCACUGUCAACCCAUUGUACAGCACAUACACACAGUUGUAUGCUCCCAUUGCAAUUGAUGAAGAUGAGGACGGGAGUCAAGAUUUCAAUGUUGUGCCCAUAAGCGCUGACCCUGCAAAGGAAGCUGUGGACACAAGUAUAUCUGCAGCCCAUAUUAUUGAAAACUUAGCAGAUGCCAUAGACCACAACACUGUCAGCAGAUUCAACAUAACUCGCACAAAUGUUUGGGAUGGAGCUGUCAGAGGGUUCAGACGUUCAACCUUCUGUGAAAAGUCUGACUUGCUUGUGAGGUUCACGGAUGAUGCAGGCUCUGUGGAAGAAGGAAUAGACGCAGGUGGACCAAGGCGAGAAUUUCUGACACUCCUCAUGAGCUUUUUGCAGUCUCGGCCUAUUUUUGAGGGACCUCCACAGAGUCGGUACUUGGUGUACAAUGCUGCAGCAAUCAGGGAGGAUGAAUAUUUCAUGGCAGGGAAGAUGAUAGCCGUGUCCAUUGUUCAUGGAGGACCAGGCCCACAUUUUCUUUCAAGGGACCUGGUGAACCACAUAGCUGGACAGCCUGGUUUCUGUGCACAUGUGACGGAUGUGACAGAUGAUGAGAUAGGGAGAGCUCUCAGUGAGAUUGAGUUGGCACAUUCUCUGAAGUCUCUGCAAGAUGUGUUACUGAAACACAGCUCCAUGCUUCAGACUGCUGGCUGCUUCAGGCAUGUCAGCUCCGUUGAAGAAAAACACACUGUGGUGGCAGAAUACCUUACCUGGUACACCAUCGGCAGGAAUCACAGUGUAAUUGAAAGAUUCAAAGAUGGACUGGCUAGCCUAAACUUUUUGGAUGCCCUUUGCCAACAUCCGAGUGUACUGGCUCCAGUGCUGUGUCAUACGGACAAGAGGCUGACUUCAGUUGAAGUGGAACGACUCUUCUUACCACAGCUCAGUCCAGCAGGGAGCAACAGGAGGACUACAGAAACCGUGGCACUCAGCUUCUGGGCAGACUAUCUGAUGGACUGUGAAGAACAAGGACCAGUGUCACUGGAGGAGUUAUUCAUGUUCAUCACCGGCCUGAAGACAGAACCCCCUGCAGGAAUGACACCCCAUCCAUGUGUCACGUUUUCACAGGAGACUAUCUAUCCCAUGGCAAACACCUGUGCAAACACCAUAACACUUCCACUACUAGGAACGUACGCUAGUUUCAAAGCCAAUAUGGACUUUGGCAUCCAAAACUCCCCAGGUUUUGGAUGUCUGUGAAAUGGUAAAAGAAAAGGGGUAGAACACCAUCACUGCAAUAUAGCUUUUUGGAGUUUUAUAAACGUGUAGAGUUCCUCAUGUUUGAGGAAAAAUAUGUUUCAUACAGCGGUUUCAGAGUUUUCUUUAGACGUCUAAAAAGACAACGUUAUUAGUAGUGCUAAUAUAUGUUUAAGGAAAACAAUACUGUUUUGCAGCGUUUUCACAAGAAUAAACGUUUAUUUUCUUAAAUGCAAAUAAAUCACUGUUUCCCAAAUCC
Molecule: messenger RNA, 2406 nt
Organism: Gymnodraco acuticeps
Lineage: Eukaryota; Metazoa; Chordata; Actinopteri; Perciformes; Bathydraconidae
Product: G2/M phase-specific E3 ubiquitin-protein ligase-like
Exons: 14
Coding region: 81-2150 (689 amino acids)
Cellular component (GO): nucleus
Molecular function (GO): ubiquitin-protein transferase activity
Source: RefSeq, a predicted model, not a curated record